Messenger RNA from Perognathus longimembris pacificus (Pacific pocket mouse), 5123 nucleotides. RefSeq names its product erb-b2 receptor tyrosine kinase 4 (gene Erbb4). Gene Ontology annotation, cellular component: basal plasma membrane; signaling receptor complex. The record is from RefSeq and is a predicted model, not a curated record. NCBI's taxonomy places the organism in Eukaryota, Metazoa, Chordata, Mammalia, Rodentia, Heteromyidae. Gene Ontology annotation, biological process: positive regulation of cell population proliferation; protein phosphorylation; multicellular organism development. The transcript has 28 exons. Gene Ontology annotation, molecular function: epidermal growth factor receptor binding; transmembrane receptor protein tyrosine kinase activity; ATP binding. The coding region runs from base 761 to 4687 and encodes 1308 amino acids.
UUACUCCCCCACCUCACCCCCCGCCUCUUUUUAUUCCGGAGUCUUAUUAAUUUCUCUGUGGGGCUGCAGCUGGAGACCGCGGAGCAUUGGAAAUGACGCUCGGAGCUUUAAUUACCGCAGCCGCUGGACAAGUGUGAGGAAAGCUGACAGGAAAGAAAAAAGAAAAGAAAGGGGGAAAAAAGGACAGGAUCCGGGAGAAGCGAGAAGCUCCCUCCUCUCCCCCUUCCCCCGUCCCUCCCGAUUUGGACUCGAGGUGCAAGAAUUGCAAACAAGAAGCGCUGAACAUAGCCCAGCUUAGGGGAGAGAGGCCGGAACCCUACCGCCUCUUUGCAAUCAACUUUUUUUGGAAACCUUUUUUCCUCCCUCUUCCUUUUUUUUUUUUUUUUAAUUGUUGGCCAACCAGUGAGAGAGAGAAAAGAGAGAGGCAGAGAAAGUGAGGAGGGAGCAAGGAAGCGAAGGCUCCCACGGGGGAAUCGCUGCACAGUCCAGCUCGGAGCUCCUAGUGCCUACCUUGGAGCACUCUCCCACCCGCGCACACCCGCGCGCACACUCAGCCCCUGGCGGGGUCUCGGACUGUGGACCCCCGGGGGCGCUGACUCAAGUCUCUGGCUUUGGGCGCCCGUGCACUACCGCGCGCGUCGCGCCCGCCUUCCUCAGCGCCCCCACGCGCGCCUGGCUGGGGGUUCUCCUCCGCGUGCCCGAAAGGGGAUAUGUCAUUUGGACAUGUAAUUGUCAGCACGGGAUCUGAGACUUCCAGAAAAUGAAGCUGGCGACAGGACUGUGGGUCUGGGUGAGCCUUCUCGUGGCGGCGGAGACUGUCCAGCCCAGCGCUUCGCAGUCAGUGUGUGCAGGAACGGAGAAUAAACUGAGUUCUCUCUCUGACCUGGAGCAACAGUACCGAGCUUUGCGCAAGUACUAUGAGAAUUGUGAGGUCGUCAUGGGUAAUCUGGAGAUAACCAGCAUUGAGCACAAUCGAGACCUCUCCUUCCUGCGGUCUAUCCGAGAAGUCACGGGCUACGUAUUGGUUGCUCUUAACCAAUUUCGUUACCUACCUCUGGAGAAUUUACGAAUUAUCCGUGGGACCAAACUUUAUGAAGAUCGAUAUGCCUUAGCCAUCUUCCUAAACUACAGAAAAGAUGGGAACUAUGGACUGCAAGAACUUGGGUUAAAGAAUCUUACAGAAAUUCUGAAUGGUGGGGUCUAUGUAGACCAGAACAAAUUCCUUUGUUAUGCUGACACUAUUCAUUGGCAAGAUAUUGUUCGGAACCCAUGGCCUUCCAACUUGACACUGGUCUCAACUAAUGGAAGCUCAGGAUGUGGGCGUUGCCAUAAGUCCUGCACUGGCCGGUGCUGGGGGCCCACUGAGAAUCAUUGCCAGUCAUUGACAAGGACCGUGUGUGCUGAGCAGUGUGAUGGCCGGUGCUAUGGACCCUAUGUCAGUGACUGCUGCCAUCGGGAAUGCGCUGGAGGCUGCUCAGGACCUAAGGACACGGACUGCUUUGCCUGCAUGAAUUUUAAUGACAGUGGAGCAUGUGUUACUCAGUGUCCCCAAACCUUUGUGUACAACCCAACCACCUUUCAGUUGGAGCACAACUUCAAUGCCAAGUACACGUAUGGCGCAUUCUGUGUCAAGAAAUGCCCACAUAACUUUGUGGUAGAUUCUAGUUCUUGUGUACGAGCCUGCCCUAGUUCCAAAAUGGAAGUAGAAGAAAAUGGGAUUAAAAUGUGUAAGCCUUGCACUGACAUCUGCCCAAAAGCUUGCGAUGGCAUUGGCACCGGGUCACUGAUGUCUGCUCAGACUGUGGACUCCAGUAACAUCGACAAGUUCAUAAACUGCACAAAGAUCAACGGAAAUCUGAUCUUCCUGGUCACUGGGAUUCAUGGGGACCCUUACAAUGCAAUUGAAGCUAUAGACCCAGAGAAGCUGAAUGUCUUUCGGACAGUCAGAGAGAUAACAGGUUUCUUAAACAUACAGUCAUGGCCACCAAACAUGACUGACUUCAGUGUUUUUUCCAAUCUAGUGACCAUUGGUGGCAGAGUACUAUAUAGUGGCCUCUCACUGCUUAUCCUCAAGCAGCAAGGCAUCACCUCUCUGCAGUUCCAGUCCCUCAAGGAAAUCAGUGCAGGAAACAUCUACAUUACUGAUAACAGCAACCUGUGCUACUAUCACACCAUUAACUGGACAACACUCUUCAGCACAAUCAACCAAAGAAUCGUGAUCCGGGAUAACAGAAAAGCUGAGAACUGUACUGCGGAAGGGAUGGUGUGCAAUCAUCUGUGUUCAAAUGAUGGCUGUUGGGGACCCGGCCCAGACCAGUGCCUGUCCUGUCGCCGCUUCAGCAGAGGAAAGAUCUGUAUAGAGUCUUGUAACCUUUAUGAUGGUGAAUUUCGGGAAUUUGAGAAUGGCUCCAUCUGUGUAGAGUGUGACUCUCAGUGUGAAAAGAUGGAAGAUGGCCUCCUCACCUGCCAUGGACCGGGCCCAGAUAACUGCACAAAGUGCUCGCAUUUUAAGGAUGGUCCAAAUUGUGUGGAAAAAUGUCCAGAUGGCCUGCAGGGGGCUAACAGUUUCAUAUUCAAGUAUGCUGACUCAGACCGGGAGUGCCACCCUUGCCACCCAAACUGCACCCAAGGGUGUAACGGUCCCACUAGUCAUGACUGCAUUUACUACCCAUGGACGGGCCAUUCCACUUUACCACAACAUGCUAGGACGCCCCUGAUUGCAGCCGGAGUCAUUGGUGGACUCUUCAUCCUGGUCAUCGUGGGCCUGACAUUUGCAGUUUAUGUUAGAAGGAAGAGCAUCAAAAAGAAGAGAGCCUUGAGGAGAUUCUUAGAAACGGAGUUGGUGGAACCCUUAACUCCCAGUGGCACUGCACCCAAUCAAGCUCAACUUCGUAUUUUGAAAGAAACCGAACUCAAAAGAGUGAAAGUCCUUGGCUCAGGAGCUUUUGGGACUGUUUAUAAAGGUAUUUGGGUACCUGAAGGAGAAACUGUCAAGAUUCCUGUGGCUAUCAAGAUUCUCAAUGAGACAACUGGUCCCAAAGCCAAUGUGGAGUUCAUGGAUGAAGCCCUGAUCAUGGCCAGUAUGGACCAUCCACACCUAGUUCGCCUAUUGGGUGUGUGUCUGAGCCCAACCAUCCAGCUCGUUACCCAGCUCAUGCCCCAUGGCUGCUUACUGGAUUAUGUCCAUGAGCACAAGGAUAACAUUGGCUCACAGCUGCUUCUGAACUGGUGUGUGCAGAUUGCUAAGGGAAUGAUGUACCUGGAAGAAAGACGACUUGUUCAUCGGGAUUUGGCAGCUCGAAAUGUCUUAGUGAAAUCUCCCAACCAUGUGAAAAUUACAGACUUUGGACUCGCCCGACUCUUGGAAGGAGAUGAAAAAGAAUAUAAUGCUGAUGGUGGAAAGAUGCCAAUCAAAUGGAUGGCCCUUGAGUGUAUACAUUACCGGAAAUUCACCCAUCAGAGUGAUGUUUGGAGCUAUGGAGUCACAAUAUGGGAGUUGAUGACCUUUGGAGGAAAACCUUAUGAUGGAAUUCCAACCCGAGAGAUCCCAGAUUUAUUAGAGAAAGGAGAACGUUUGCCUCAGCCUCCCAUCUGCACUAUUGACGUGUACAUGGUCAUGGUCAAAUGUUGGAUGAUUGAUGCAGACAGUAGACCUAAAUUCAAGGAACUGGCUGCUGAGUUUUCAAGGAUGGCUCGAGACCCUCAGAGAUAUCUAGUGAUUCAGGGUGAUGAUCGCAUGAAGCUUCCCAGUCCAAAUGACAGCAAGUUCUUUCAGAAUCUGUUGGAUGAAGAGGAUUUGGAAGAUAUGAUGGAUGCUGAGGAAUACCUGGUCCCCCAGGCUUUCAACAUCCCUCCUCCCAUCUAUACUUCCAGAGCAAGAAUUGACUCAAACAGGAGUGAAAUUGGACACAGCCCUCCUCCUGCCUACACCCCCAUGUUGGGAAACCAGUUUGUGUACCGAGAUGGAGGCUUUGCCACAGAACAAGGAAUGUCUGUACCCUAUAGAGCCACAACUAGCACCAUCCCAGAAGCUCCAGUUGCUCAGGGUGCUACUGCUGAGAUUUUCGAUGACUCCUGCUGUAAUGGUACCCUGAGGAAACCAGUGACACCCCAUGUCCAGGAGGACAGCAGCACCCAGAGGUACAGUGCUGACCCGACAGUGUUUGCCCCAGAACGGACCCCACGAGGAGAGCUGGAUGAAGAGGGAUACAUGACUCCUAUGCGAGACAAGCCCAAACAAGAAUACCUGAAUCCUGUGGAAGAGAAUCCUUUUGUUUCCAGGAGAAAAAAUGGAGAUCUUCAAGCUCUGGAUAACCCAGAGUAUCACAAUGCUUCCAAUGGUCCCCCCAAGGCAGAAGAUGAGUAUGUGAAUGAGCCCCUGUACCUCAACACCUUCGCCAACACCUUGGGGAAUACCGAGUACCUGAAGAACAAUGUACUAUCUGUGCCAGAGAAGGCCAAGAAAGCAUUUGACAACCCUGACUACUGGAACCACAGCCUGCCACCUCGGAGCACCCUUCAGCACCCAGACUACCUGCAGGAGUACAGCACAAAAUAUUUUUAUAAACAGAAUGGACGGAUCCGGCCUAUUGUGGCGGAGAAUCCUGAAUACCUCUCAGAGUUCUCGCUAAAGCCAGGCACUGUGCUGCCUCCUCCACCCUACAGACACCGGAACACUGUGGUGUAAGCUUAGCAGUGGUUAGAAGGUAGAGAGACACGCCCCCACUCCAUUUCCCCACCCCCUCUCUUUCUCUGGUGGUCUUCCUCCUAUGUCCCAAGGCCAGUAGUUUUUGAUGCUUUGAUCCUGGAAGAGGUAGAGAUGCAAGGAGAGUUAUGUGCUUACCUAACUAGACAUUGGAUGGAAGGACUGAAAGAGAAAGACAGGAGGAACCACACUGUUUUCUUCAUUUCUCUGCAUGGGUUGGUCAGGAAUGUAGAUUAUUAGCUAGAAAGGAAGGCAAUACUGCCUGCUGUCCUUUUCUUUCCUUCAUUCUUUCUUUAUUUCCUUUCCUUUUUUUUUCUAUUUUUUAACACAAGUGACUGAAACAUCACUCUCUUCCUAAUUGCAGUAAUGGAUGUGUGCAUGUUCAGCAUCUUGGAAAUUAUAACAGUUUCUACUAGGA